UCGAAGUGCGCCCCGAGGUUGGUGGGGGCGGGAGUGUACAGAACGUAUGAAAACAGACGGGGAACAGGAAAAAAAGGCCCCUGGGGUUGCGGAGUCACAGGAAUUUGGAGCUGAGGCCCGGCAAAGAAGUAUCCACCAAAGUGAGGCAUUGAUUGUCCUGUUGAAAUCAGCUCUUAAUAUAUGUAGCUGCCCAAGUAUGAGUUUGGAAAGCACAACCUCUUACUAUAAUGGCAGAGCAGCUAACUGAUAAAACAAAAAUUACCCACAAAGCUACAGCAGGAGGAGAUUCAUUGUCCUUUGUAAACUCACUGAAAGUCCACAGAGAAUUGCUAGUCAAUCGAAUCCGCAACACCCAGUGUUUGAUUGACAACUUGAUUAAGAAUGACUAUUUCUCCAUAGAAGAUGCAGAGAUUGCUGCACAGUUUUCUACACAAGCAGACAAGGUCCGUAAAAUUCUGGAUCUAGCCCAAAGUAAAGGUGAGGAAGUUGCAGAGUAUUGCCUGUAUGUCCUGCAACAAGCUGGUGAUGCUUACUAUGACUUACAUCCUUGGUUGGAGGAGAUUGGCUUCCACCCAUCAGAAGUCAUUUGUAGCAAACCUGUGGAAAAUACUGACCCAGUCAGCAGAUACCAGCAGAAACUUAAAGAUGAAUUGUGCCGAGAAACAAAGUUCGUCAUGUCAUAUGCCCAAAAGGAAGACAUGUUGCUUGAAGAAAUAUAUUCUGCCAAUAUUAUGGAGUUUCUGAAUCAUAAAAAUGAGAAACUCAGUAAUGUGGAUGCUUUAGAAGAUCUACUUAUUGACAAUUUUGGGCUGAUCAAUGAAAAUGGAGAGACCAUCUAUAUCUUUGGAGAUGCUGGAAUUGGAAAGUCCUUGUUACUGCAAAAGAUGCAAAAUCUCUGGUCCAAGAAUGCCUUUGAUGUAGGGGCCAAAUUCUUCUUUCGUUUCCGAUGCCGAAUGUUCAGCUGCUUCAAGCAAGAAGAAGUGUUUUGUUUAAAGGAUCUUCUCUUCAAGUAUAAUUGUUUCCCAGAUCAGAAUCAAGAGGAGGUUUUCAACUUCAUUGUAAAAUUUCCUCAUACUGUCUUGUUUACAUUUGAUGGAUUUGAUGAAAUUCAUUCUGAUUUUGAUCUCAGUAGUAUUCCUGAAAUCUGCUCUCCCACUGAAUCUAUUCAUCCACUUGCUCUUCUGGUGGGCCUCCUCAGUGGAAAACUUUUGAAGGGAUCUAGAAAAAUUCUGACAGCUAGGACAGGGACAGAAAUUGAUAAAAAUAUUGUCCGGAAGAAAGUACAUCUUCGAGGAUUUUCCAGUAGUAACCUGAAAGAUUAUACUAAAGUGUUCUUCAAAGAUGAAGGAUGUCAGACUUUGGUUUUGAACCAACUGGAAGCCAACCCAAAUCUAAGCAGUUUGUGUUUGGUGCCAUUAUUUUGCUGGAUUAUGUUCAAAUGCUUUGAACAUUUCCACUCUGCAUUUGAUAGCCAUGAGCUCCCAGACGUCACUGUAACUCUAACGGACAUAUUCUUACUCAUGACUGAAGUCCACCUUAAUCGCAUUCAAAAGACAAAUUUGCUAAAGAAGAACAACAGAAGCCAAGAAGAAACAUACAGGUCCAAUAAAGAGAAAUUGUUUGCACUGAGUAAAAUAGCCUACAUAGGAAUGCAGAAAUCUCUCUUUGUCUUUGAGCAAGAGGAAGUCCUUAGUGACCUCCUUGAGCAGGAUUUACAUUUAGGAUUUCUCAGGACAGUUCCUAAUUAUGAAGGUACUGUAGACCAAUCUUGCUAUGAAUUCCUGCACUUGACCCUGCAGUCAUUUUUCGCAGCUUUUUAUCUGGUAACAGAUGAGAAAGUGGGGGCCAGGGAUUUGCUGCAGUUCUUUGCUGAAUGCUCCAUGCAAGACAGUACUCUGUCUUCCUGCUUGCCUCUUUCCUGGUUAAAAAAUUACCACCCAACAGGAGGAGAUCCUUUCCGAAAUAAAGAGCACUUUCAUUUUACUAAUCUCUUCUUGUGUGGGUUGCUUUCCAAGGCAAGGCAGAAACUCUUGAGGCAUCUGAUUCCUCUCAGUACAGUCAAGAAGAAAAGGAGGAUUCUUCUUGCCUAUUUUUUUGAAAGCAUGAAGUCUCACCUGAAGGGUCUCUCUCGGGCAAGGCUGAAGGAAUACAGACAGGUUCAAGUAAUGCCAAACUUUGUUUGGAUGCUGAGAUGCAUCUAUGAGACACAGAGUGAGAAAGUUGGUAAAGGGGUUGCCAAAUGCAUGCGUGCCAACUACAUCAAACUGACUUACUGCAAUGCCUACUCCGCUGAUUGCAGUGCCAUCUCCUUUGUUAUGCAUCAUUUCCAGAAACACUUGGCCCUUGAUCUGGACAAUAACAACAUCAAUGAUUAUGGGAUCAAGCAGCUGCAACCUUGCUUUAGCCAUCUGGCAGUACUCAGGGUGAGCGUGAACCAGAUCACAGAUCAAGGUGUGAGAGUGCUUUACGAGGAGCUGUCCAAAUUCAAAAUUGUGUCUUAUUUGGGCUUAUACAACAACCAGAUUACUGAUAUUGGAGCAAAAUAUGUGGCAAGACUCAUUGAGGAAUGUCCAAGCCUCGUCUAUGUUAAGAUAGGAGCAAACAAGAUAACAAGCGAGGGAGGGAAAAGUCUUGCUUAUGCCAUCAAGAAAAGUAAAACUAUGUAUGAAAUUGGAAUGUGGGGUAACAAGAUUGGGGAUGAAGGAGCAAAGGCUUUUGCAGAGGCACUGAAAAAUCACCCCACCUUAACCAAUAUCAGCCUUGCCUUUAACAGCAUCACUACAGAAGGAGGUAAAAGUCUCGCAGAAGCGAUGAAACACAACAGUGGUGUAAAUAUAUUUUGGCUAACAAAAAAUGAGUUGGAUGAUGAAGCAGCUGAGAGUUUUGCUGAAAUGGUAAAGGUUAACAAGAGAUUGGGCCAUCUGUGGCUUAUCCAGAACCAUAUUACAAUUCGAGGAGCUAGGAGCUUAGCUGAUGCUCUUCAGGACAAUACAGCUCUCAAAGAAAUCUGCUUAAACGGAAACCCAAUAAGUCAAGAGGAGGCCAAAGUCUUUGAAAAUGAAAAGAGACUUAUUUGCUUCUGAGAAACCUUUUCCAGAUUGGAUGGUAAUUGUCAUAUCAGGACAAUUAUAACUUUAUCAGUGCUCAGAGAAAUGCCAGAAGCCUUGGCAAAAUGAACCCAAAACUUGAAUAAAACAAUCACCCCCUAUGUGCCUAUCUUGACACUGAUGCUUGAAAGUAGGAUUAUGCCUUAAUAAUUAACCAGUUCUAUGCUAACAACAUUUGUGUUAGGUUUGUGGGAUGACUUUGAUUUUAUGCCCGGCCUCCAGAUACAUCAGCAGGAACCUGAUUCAGAAGAGAACACUGAAACUGGAGGAUCAGAACUGAGGGAACUCGCAGCCCAUCUGAAAAAAAUCUAUUGUCUGUCUUUUCCCUUACUCCACCCUCCCUCAAAUGUUUGCCCCACAUUUUUUUUGGGGGGGGGGGGAGAAAGAGAUUUGGAUGCUGCUGUUGCUACAGAAUUAGAUCCACCAAUGAAUCCUUUCUCUCAGUGGAAACAUAGCAAAUUGCCUUCAGUCAGUUUUGCCUUUGAUAUCAACCAUGAUUCAAAUGAAAGGAAUCAUGGUGCAAAGGAAAAUAGCAAGAUAGAUUUCUCCACAACCUAUUGCAGGUAUUAGUACUUAAGGUUUAGGACUUGAUUUUGCACUAUUACCCCUUUUAAGAGUAUGGGGAGUUUUGAGAAGAUUUGCAUUUUUCACAAAGAUUGUGGUAAAGAGCUAAUUUGUACACAGGUGAACAGAGUCCCCCAAAAUCACUAGUUUCAGAGUUAUGGGUAAAGCUUUUUUAUGUGACUUAAGUGAGACAGGCAAUGUAGAAAUGUGUUAAGUAAUGUGUUAUCGCACACCUAAAAGGGGCAGAGUUAAGGUAAAAGUUUGAUCACUAGUUAACUCCCCAUUUUGAAGCCAGUGACUAUCACUGUGGAUACAGUUUUGCUACUGGCUCACUUGAAAGUUGUGCUAAUUUACUCCUAGAUCUUCGGGAGAAGAGAGGAAAUGCAUCCAACAUGAUCACAUAAGUUGUCCUUAAUUGUGGUUUAGUGGUGUAGUCAAAUGAUGGGAUUAGUGUUACAGAAUGUUAAAUAUUAUUUGUUCAUUAAAAAAAUUCUCUUUCUAGUGUUUUGGUUAUCUGAGGAUAUUUAAUAAGGGCUGGAUCACAGCCUCAAUAUGUUGGAAGAGAGGUAUGGUAUAAAUGACCGAUAUUUGGGAGAUUCUCCAUUGUGCUAUCUUUUUGUUCAAGUAUUAAUAAAUUAGUUAUUAGGGGUUGGAAAUAGAAAUAAAAG
Messenger RNA from Thamnophis elegans (Western terrestrial garter snake), 4339 nucleotides. It is a transcript of the gene NOD1, whose product is annotated as nucleotide binding oligomerization domain containing 1. NCBI's taxonomy places the organism in Eukaryota, Metazoa, Chordata, Lepidosauria, Squamata, Natricidae. Gene Ontology annotation, biological process: regulation of apoptotic process. The record is from RefSeq and is a predicted model, not a curated record. The transcript is spliced from 12 exons. The coding region runs from base 228 to 3083 and encodes 951 amino acids. Gene Ontology annotation, molecular function: protein binding.